GUCUGUCCGGCGCGUCUGGUGGGCAGCGAGGGGCGUUCGGCGGCGCUGCCCGCGCUGCGGACGGCGUCAUGAGCGGCACGGCCUGCGCUCUGCUGCUCCUGCUGCCGCUGCUUCUGCGAGCGGAGCAGCCGCGGGGAGCCGAGCUCACCUUCGAGCUGCCGGACAGCGCCAGGCAGUGCUUCUACGAGGACGUGGCGCUCGGGGUGCGCUUCUCGCUCGACUAUCAGGUCAUCGCAGGGGGCCACUACGACGUGGACUGCUCAGUGCAGGACCCACAGGGGCGUAGCCUGUACCAUGCCACCAAGAAGCAGUACGACAGUUUCACGCACCAGGCAGAGCUGGCAGGCGUCCACCAGUUCUGCUUCAGCAACGAGUUCUCCACCUUCUCGCACAAGACUGUCUACUUCGACUUCCAGGUGGGGGAUGAGCCCCCCAUUCUGCCAGACAUGGGGAGCCGGGUCACUGCCCUCACGCAGAUGGAGUCGGCCUGUGUCACCAUCCACGAGGCACUGAAGUCCGUGAUCGACUCGCAGACACACUACCGGCUGCGGGAGGCCCAGGACCGGGCCCGAGCGGAGGACCUGAACAGCCGCGUGUGCUGCUGGUCUGUGGGCGAGACAGUGGUGCUGUUGGUGGUCAGCCUGGGCCAGCUGAUGCUUCUCAAGAGCUUCUUCACAGACAAGCGGCCCAGCAGUGGGGCCUCCUAAGGGCCCCGGUGUCUAUGUGUCUGUGAGGAGGGGCACCGUCCUGGCUCCAGGGCUCUGCAGCUAGUGGCUCUGCAGGCUAAGGGCUGUCCCUGCAGACCCUGGCCACCGCCGGUCACCUCCAUGUAGGCAGCCUGGAUGAAGACGUCCUGGGGGCUGUUCUCUUGGGAGAGGGUUCAGGCAGUGCCUGGUCAUCAGGGAGGGGCCUUCCAUGUGCCCCCCACUGCCCCAGAGGCAGGUUGGGGGCCUGGGGCCAAGACAUAUGGUGGCGGGAUG
Molecule: messenger RNA, 980 nt
Organism: Sorex fumeus (smoky shrew)
Lineage: Eukaryota; Metazoa; Chordata; Mammalia; Eulipotyphla; Soricidae
Gene: TMED3
Product: transmembrane p24 trafficking protein 3
Exons: 3
Coding region: 69-707 (212 amino acids)
Biological process (GO): endoplasmic reticulum to Golgi vesicle-mediated transport; intracellular protein transport; Golgi organization
Cellular component (GO): COPII-coated ER to Golgi transport vesicle; endoplasmic reticulum; endoplasmic reticulum-Golgi intermediate compartment
Source: RefSeq, a predicted model, not a curated record